This is a messenger RNA of Knipowitschia caucasica, 324 nucleotides long. The record is from the annotation of a GenBank genome assembly. NCBI's taxonomy places the organism in Eukaryota, Metazoa, Chordata, Actinopteri, Gobiiformes, Gobiidae.
AUGACGGAGAAGUUCCUCCUCUUUAGAAGCUCUCCGCCGGCACUGCCUGGAGCAGGGUACGCUGCGUCGCUACACUGCCCCUUUAAGUUUGGCUGUGGUUUUCUUGGUGUGUGUCUUUUCUGUGUUUGCUGUGGGCCAAUGGUGGUGUUUAUAAUUCCUCAGCAGCUGUGGUGGGUGGGACUUCCUUGGUUAAAAGCUCAGUGCACCUUCUGCUCUCCUCACACUUUCUCUCUGCUCGCUGUGACAGAGCUCGGGUCCUCCAGUUGGUAUGAAGACCUGCGGCUCUGCUCUCUGCUCUGCACGGCCAACCACCCCGCACUGUAG